Molecule: messenger RNA, 1689 nt
Organism: Fulvia fulva
Lineage: Eukaryota; Fungi; Ascomycota; Dothideomycetes; Mycosphaerellales; Mycosphaerellaceae
Product: Cystathionine beta-synthase
Exons: 1
Coding region: 1-1689 (562 amino acids)
Cellular component (GO): cytoplasm
Molecular function (GO): cysteine synthase activity; cystathionine beta-synthase activity
Source: RefSeq, a predicted model, not a curated record
AUGUCGCACCAAACGAGCAGAACACCGCGGAACCCUCCAGCGUGCAUGGAGAGCAUCCUCGAGAACAUUGGCAACACUCCUCUCGUCCGUCUGAACCGCAUACCACAGUCGGUCGGAAUACAAUGCGCCGUCUACGCCAAAUGCGAGUUCUUCAACGCCGGAGGAAGCGUCAAAGAUCGUAUUGCACUGCGCAUGGUUGAGGCUGCCGAGAAGGAGGGUCGCAUCAAGCCCGGACACAAUGUUUUGAUCGAGCCAACGAGUGGCAACACUGGUAUUGGGCUGGCACUGGUGGGAGCGGUCAAGGGAUACAGGACAAUCAUCACUCUACCCGAGAAGAUGAGCAGCGAGAAGGUCAGUGUGCUAAAGGCACUUGGGGCUGAGAUCAUCCGAACACCCACCAGCGCCGCGUGGGACAGUCCCGAGAGCCACAUUGGUGUGGCAAGGAGACUGGAGAAGGAGAUCCCAGGAGGUGUCAUCCUCGAUCAGUACGGCAACCCGAACAACCCGCUUGCCCACGAGUAUGGCACCGCACCUGAGAUUGUCGAGCAAAGCAAAGAGCUGGAGCAUACAUUGAAGGCUGUCGUUGCAGGAGCAGGAACAGGUGGCACAAUCACGGGCAUCGCUCGCGGCAUCCGAAAAGCACACGAUAAAGCCGUCAAGAUCAUCGCAGCAGAUCCCCAAGGCUCCAUUCUUGCUUGGCCACCCGAGUUGAACAAAGAGUCUGACGGCAAGCCAUACAAGGUCGAAGGCAUCGGCUAUGACUUCAUCCCAGAAGUGCUGGCACAGCGAGAAGUCGACCACUGGUACAAGACCGACGACCGGCACUCCUUCUACUGGGCACGACGCCUAAUCCGCGAGGAAGGACUCCUCGUUGGUGGCAGUUCCGGCUCAGCCAUGAGUGCCGCAGUGAAAGCCAUCAAAGAUCUUGACUUCGGAUCCAACGACGCAGUCGUCGUGAUUCUCCCCGACAGCAUCCGCAGCUAUCUCAGCAAAUUCGUCGACGACGACUGGCUCGCAGCCAACGACCUCUUCGCACCAUCACCACCCCUCACAGCACCCAGCACACCUCCCGCCGAGCCCGAGGAAGUCAAAGAGAACCAGAAGCCAACAGAAAGGAGAGUUGCACAACCUACCGAAGCCCUGCCAAUCCUGCAGAAGAAGGUCACAAACGAAGUAUACCAAACGGGCAAAAUCCGCGAUCUCCGCCUGAAGCCCAUCCAGACCAUCUCCGAAACCGCCAUGGUCGAUGAAGCAGUUGAGCUCAUGCGCGACAGGGGCUACGAUCAGAUUCCUGUAACAGCAGGUGCCAGUGGAAAACGUCUAGUCGGCAUGGUGACGCUCGGAAACUGCCUCUCGUACCUCUCAUCCGGCCGCGUGUCCAUCACGUCGCCUGUCAAGGACACCAUGUUCAACUUCAGCAAAACCGACGAAGUCAAGCCCAUUGAGAAGAACCCCGGCAGCACGGAGGGUGAUGAGAGCAAGAGGGACUUUGUGGAGAUUACGAUGGAGACGCCGCUACGAUACCUCGAACGAUUCUUUGUGUGGAAUGCUGCCGCUAUCGUUACGGAACGGGACAGCGAGACGGGCGAGUUGAAGGCAAAGGCUAUCGCAACGAAAGUCGACCUUCUUCUCUGGCUGGUCAGACAAGGCAGGGAGAGGACUGGUGCUCAUGCGAAUGGAACGAAGUGA